Diachasmimorpha longicaudata is the source of this 4304-nucleotide messenger RNA. It is a transcript of the gene Arf51F, whose product is annotated as ADP-ribosylation factor 6. Gene Ontology annotation, molecular function: GTP binding; GTPase activity. The record is from RefSeq and is a predicted model, not a curated record. Gene Ontology annotation, cellular component: cytoplasm. Gene Ontology annotation, biological process: vesicle-mediated transport; intracellular protein transport. The transcript has 6 exons. Lineage: Eukaryota; Metazoa; Arthropoda; Insecta; Hymenoptera; Braconidae. Bases 684 to 1211 code for a protein of 175 amino acids.
GUGGGUAUAAUGGCAUUGAAUGGCAUAAAUGAUUGUGAAUAUGAUGUGUUGUGAUGUGCCCGUUUGUUGAUGAUAAAUUAUUGCUACGGUGUAGAUGCUUUUUGGUUGAAGGAAAAGAGGCCAAUGGUAAGAAAUAAAACGUGAUGUUGAAAAGGUUAUGAAUUGUGGGCAAUAGACAUCUUUCGUGUCAGUUAAAAAACAGUUACAAUAUCCGUUUUGGUACAGCCGUCCGACGUUGUUAAUUAAUUAAAUGAAAUUGGCGUGGUCAUUAUUGGCCGUGUUUUGGCCUUGAUUUGGGUCAUUUUAGUCAUUGGAGUUGGAGAAUUCAAUGAUUUUGUCACGGAGAUGCUUCACAUUGAAAUUAACCUUUUGAAUAAUAUCAUGAAAAUUCAAGGAAAUUUCUCGAAUUUCUUCUUCCACGUCGAAGAGGGAUUGAAUGAAUUGGCUCGAGUUACGAGUAACAUUCACCCAUUUCCGCAACGAUAAUAGGAUGCUUCUUAAUUGUCCAUGCUGAUAUAGUUGAUAGUUGUCAGGGAUUGAGUAAAUAGGUGAUUCGUAUGGUAUUUGUGGAGUCUGCGAGUGUUACACAUUUUUUAUUCUAUUUAUUAUCUAUAAUUAUUGAUUGAAUGAUAGCUGAUUUAUCGAUGUAUGUUAUGUUACGACGGAAUUAGUGAGCCAGCAAGAUGGGCAAGCUUUUGUCAAAAAUAUUUGGCAAUAAGGAGAUGCGAAUUCUCAUGUUGGGACUUGAUGCCGCUGGAAAAACGACUAUUCUGUAUAAAUUAAAACUGGGCCAAACUGUCACAACAAUACCCACUGUAGGAUUUAAUGUAGAGACUGUUACGUAUAAAAACGUUAAAUUCAAUGUCUGGGACGUGGGCGGGCAAGAUAAAAUACGUCCGUUGUGGCGUCAUUACUACACUGGUACUCAAGGACUUAUUUUCGUAGUUGACUGCGCUGAUCGGGACAGAAUUGAUGAGGCACGUCAAGAAUUACACCGAAUUAUCAACGACAGAGAAAUGCGAGAUGCUAUUAUUUUAAUAUUUGCUAAUAAACAAGAUCUUCCUGACGCUAUGAAACCACACGAAAUACAAGAAAAGCUCGGACUAACCAGAAUACGAGACAGAAAUUGGUACGUUCAACCGUCGUGCGCGACGACCGGUGAUGGACUCUACGAGGGCCUUACAUGGUUAACUAGUAAUCACAAAUUAUGAGCUAUUAGUUAGUUCUUUCCAUUAAUCGUGGAUUUCGUAAACCCUAAAAAACAAACAAAAUGAGUAAUAUACACCUACCAUGUGGGUUUUAUCUAUUAAACAGAAGAUAAAUAACAAAAAAGCAAAAUGCAACAAAACAUAAGAUAUGAAUGAAAAAGCUGAAAAGACAGUAUGCAAUUUUAUGUCAACCUCAAUCGAGGAGUUAGCUACAAUACACAUGCGAAGAGGUUGAUGUGACACAUUUGCCUGUCCUGUGAAAACUAAAUGAACGUGAAGGAAUGUGAAUCUAAUGUACAAUGGCGUUUCAGUUAUGUGUAGAAUAGGUCGACGGCCUGUGGUAAGGGAAAAUGUUGGGGGGCGGGGUGAUAUUGGGAAAUGGGGGGUUCUAUUCACACGAUCCACCGUUCAACAACGAGCCAUAAAUGUCUUAUCGAGAUGAUACUUUCAAUUCUUUGUUGUACAGUGCUCUUGAAGUUUAUUAUAAAUGAGGUUCCAAAAACGAAAAUGAAACAGAAAAUAAUCGAAUGAAAAAGCAAAAAUAAAAGGACAAACACGAGGCAGAAAUGUAAUGUAAAAUUUGUUACUAGACUCACCGAUGAAGUUGAUGAGAAUAUAAGGUUUUUAUUGUAAAAUAGCCAAAAUUUUUUUAUGCAAUUGAAGAAAUUUUCUUUUUCUGGAUUUGAAUUAUUCAUUUUUUGUUCGUAAAUACCAUGGUUUGUUGAGUGAAAAUUUCCUGAGUAAUGUUUAAGCAUACAUUUUUUUUUCUUUAUAUUUCUGGGAUUCAUUUUAUUUUCCUUUAAUAAAUUAUUUAGACGUAGCAGUUUAGAGAAUUUCAAGUAUCAUCACAUUUCUUUGGAGACUGUAAUGAUUAGAAUUUAGUGUUCAAUUGCGUUGUAUAUAUAUAUAUGAGUUUAUGGUGUUUGAGGUUUUAAGCGAAUGAGGGCAUAUUAUAUUACUUUCCUUUUCAAACAGAAAACAUAAUUGAUCAUUAUAAUUUUGAAUUUUGGCGAAACACUCUGACGAUUUAAUGUUGAAUUGAUGAUGAGGGUAUAAUAUUAUUAGUACGAUGUAAAAAUUAUUCCUGUUAUUUUUAUAGGAUUCCUCUGGCCAUUAAAAUUGAGGGAUUACGUACUGAGGAUUGAAAUUAUUCAAUGAUAAUAUUGUUUUUCAAUUGAUAGAUAUUAGGGGCUUCAAUUUAAAAUCAAGUAAUACUGAGUUGAUUAAAAUGGUUGAUAUAUAUUUAGUCAUGAACGAUUGAUAUCAAGGAGAUGUAGAACGAUUGAAUGAAUACAGUUUACCGGAAGUCAAUGGAGGAUCAUCAAAAAUUGUGGAGAAAGCAUUGAAAAGUAUUUCACUUACCGCAGAGGAUUGCAGCAAACAUUAAUUGAUUGAUUCUGUAUCGAAAUUUUUAGUACAACGAGAUGAGCAUUACCAAUCGUUUUAUCGAUUAUUUACCGAUUAUCACAUAUGCCUGAGGGGAUAAUCGAUUGGCCAAAAAACUAAUUUUUGAAAACUCUACUCGUGGAUAAUCCCGUUGCCAUAAACAUAAACCUUUUGUUCUGAAUUAUAUCCGAUCUCUUUCCAUUUAACCCUAGAGUAUUGAUGAUUGAUUAAUCAAUUGAUGUGGAAUGUUUUUUUAAAAUAUCACCUGUCUGGGGGAAAAAUGAGACUCAUCAGCAGCAUUGCAUAGGCUAAAUCAGGCUGUUGAAUUGUAAUAACCGAUAAUUGAUUAAAAUGAAUGUUCUAUCUCUCCAUUAGAUGGGAAUAAAAAAUCUUUGAAAAAUCGAAAUUAAGUGGAAACCUCCAGAUGUAUCAUCUUCGAUAUCAAAACAAUCGCUAUUCCAUUCCAUUAAUAGUGAAAAUUUGUAUCAAAAUUCCAACCAUUUUCCCAAUAAUAAAAUAACUAUAUCGCUAAUUUUCUACCCAAUUGUCAUUGUAUAGUGUUAUUAUUCAUUGGGUAAAUAUAUUUCUGAUAACGCAACAAAGCAGUGACUGUAUUUCGAUUUCUCUUGUUUCCUUGGAUCAGCAAGUUAGGGUGAAUAUUUUAUAAAUAUAAGAAUUAGCCAACAAUAUUUAUAGUUAAAUAAUGGAAGGGUCAAAACCAUUCAUCGAGUGUUCGGUAAUGAAAAAAAUUAGAAAUAAUUUUGUAAUUAAAUCUUCAGUGGUAGUUAUUUUGUUCUUAGCGCAAUUUCUGUUAGUCAAGUUAAUGAGAAUUUGUACAAGCCCUUUAAAUGCUGCUGUAUCAUAUAGAGACGACUGAAAUUAUUCAUUUACUCAUUAUUCUAGAUGUACAUUUUAUUAUGGAAAAUAUUUGUAUAAUUCUGAAUGAGUAUUUCUGUAUUACGCAAUUGCUACGUGAAAUUUGAAUCAAUAAAUUUCCUUUGGUUGAUUUGACUGGAAAAAUUGAACACAAGUGGCUAGAUUAUGAUGACGCUGAUAUUAAUUAGAGGACAUUCUAUUAUUUCGAGUCUUCCGCGGCGCCAUAAACAUCACAAAAAUGUUGAAUCUAGCCAAUCAUUAGGGAAAUUUCAUUGAUAGAAGUAGUGGGAAUAAUUGAUUAGGUAACACUCGCUAUAUUUUUUUAUCUCAUCAGAAAUACUGAUAAAAUUAUUGGCAUUACAAUUUGCAUCCCUCUAUUUAAUAUGGAGGAUGAUUUGAAGAUGGGGUAAAACGGUUUGAGUUGAUAGGAAUUGUGGUAGAUUUUUCAGUAAUUCCAGUAAUGCCGGGAGACGUUUUUCAAUUCUUUAAUUUGAGGAAUAAUCGUUGAAUGAAUACGAAGUUCAUUUUCUUCAACUCAACUCGUUUUACCACAGGUGAACGAAAUCUACGAGGUCCCAUCAACCAUUGCGCAGUCGUUUUCUUUUCCCCCUCUCGACUGUAUCACAACCGAAAUGACUAAAUCCACACAUCUGAAAAGCUCUUUGCGAUGUGAAACAACAUAACUACCAAAAAGCAUAGAACAUCUGCGAAAAUAUACAUUUCGAUACUCGUGUAUUCAGAUCUGUCUUUACUCUUGUCCUUCGCCCAAGAAUGCAAAUAUAUAUAUUAUAAUUUAUAUAAAUAAAAAUAAAGAAUUUUUGACAUUCAAGAAGA